This is a messenger RNA of Cyclopterus lumpus (lumpfish), 1838 nucleotides long. It is a transcript of the gene tmed1b, whose product is annotated as transmembrane p24 trafficking protein 1b. The transcript is spliced from 5 exons. The record is from RefSeq and is a predicted model, not a curated record. The coding region runs from base 43 to 801 and encodes 252 amino acids. Gene Ontology annotation, biological process: Golgi organization; intracellular protein transport; endoplasmic reticulum to Golgi vesicle-mediated transport. NCBI's taxonomy places the organism in Eukaryota, Metazoa, Chordata, Actinopteri, Perciformes, Cyclopteridae. Gene Ontology annotation, cellular component: COPII-coated ER to Golgi transport vesicle; endoplasmic reticulum-Golgi intermediate compartment; endoplasmic reticulum.
CCAUCCAAUCACAGCAUCGAAAAGUUGUGCUGCGGAAGAGGGAUGAGAAGGAGAUGGCUGAACUUAGAUAGCCCUGUGUUUGGAAAAACCUCCACCAUGGACCUUCUCCGGAAGAAAGAGGGGUGCGGAGGACGGCUGCUGGUCCUCGCAGCCGUGUUUGGGUGGUGUUUCGGGGCUGUGAGCUGCUUCGGGCAGAACCUCGACAGCGAGUUCACGUUUCAGCUGCCAGCCGGAAGAUCCGAGUGUUUCUUUCAAACAGCGAUAAAGAAUGGUACGAUGGAGGUCGAAUAUCAGGUGAUAGCGGGUGCUGGUAUGGAUGUAGACUUCACCGUCAUCUCUCCAGAAGGCGUGCAUCUCAUCAUAGAGUCUCGACGCUCUGACGGAGUCCACGUGGUGGAGCCUACGGUUGAGGGAGACUAUCAAAUCUGCUUUGACAACAGCUUCAGUCACUUCUCAGAGAAGAUGGUGUUCUUUGAGAUCAUCAUCGAGGGUCAAGGAGGAGAUGUGGGUGGAGAUGAAGAGUGGCCGGGGUUGGUGGAGCCUGAUGGAAGCCUUCUGGAGUACAAGCUGGAUGACAUUCGGGAGUCCAUGGACUCUCUGCACAGACGCUUGGAGCGCAGCCGGCAGAUGCAGACGGUGUUGCGGGCUUUCGAGGCACGGGACCGAAACCUUCUGGAAGACAACCUGUGGAGGGUUUCGUUCUGGUCCUGUGCCUGUGUGCUGGUGAUGCUGUGUGUGGCCCUUACUCAGGUCUACACGGUCCGUAAACUGUUCGACGAUAAGCGGAGGGUCUGCACAUAGUGGGAUUAGUUUCCAGUGAUGAUUGAGGAGAACAAUCAAGUACAAGAUGUUCAGCUGGUUAUCCAUUCAGACUAUGCGCUAUUAUUUUUUAUUUAGUUUGAAUGGAUCUUAUGUUUAAAAUCUUGUUUUAGAUCGGCUUGUGAGCAAUAAUUAUAUAUUAUUAGAUCAUGAAGGGUAACCGGAUGAGGAAGUUGAAGAUGGCCGUUGAUUUCAUUUAGUGCCUUUUUAAUGUCAAAUCUUACCACAAACCAUUGAGAAAAUGCAUUUUAAAAAGGCACUGCCUGCAAAGACAGAACAGUAAAUGUUGUAGCAUACGUUUGUGAAACUGGUGAGAGGGUUUUGGAAUAUUUCGUGAAAGGUGAAAUUAUCCUCACUAAAGGUCGGUUUACAAGUGAUAACAAUGUGCAAUAGUGUCGUUGGCGUAUUUGUUCUUCCUGGAAGUUAAAGAUCUCUCCGUCAUAUUAGUGAGGUGUCCAUCUGACCGCGCGUUUCCUUGGUUACAGCCGUGUUGAAGAUUAGGUCUUUUUGAGAUGUUGCUGAUUUCUGUUCACAUGUCGGCUCAAGUCCACGCUGACCUGUGAGCAUGUAGAACAAGAAAGAGGGAUGACUCGCAGUGUGAUUGCCAAUAAUGUAAAAUGUGUCCGCACGCUUACAGACAAUUAUGUAGUGUGUGUGCGUGUCUGUGUGCGUGUCUGUGUGUCAGUUCAGACAUGUAUCAGGUAACUCAGUGGGAACAUACUGAUUUGAUAGAUGUGUGUUUUUGUGUCCCUGGCUUCUGUUCGGUCUUCUAGACGAUCAAAUUCUCUUUUUUCUCAGAUGUAUGUUUGUUUCAACAGAAUGUGACUUUUUGAUUCGGCUCAGCGUUUUUAAAAUGAAUAAAUAGGCUUUCAAUAUAUAUAUCUAUAUAUAUAUAGAUAUAUCUAUAUAUAUAUAUCUAUAUAUAAAUAUAUAGAUAUAUAUAUAGUAGAAUAUGUUUUAAAUAAAUCAGGUUUACAUGAGAAUCUUUGAUAUUAAUAAAUGCAUUUUUUUACACAGGA